GAGAAAACCAACGACGACACGAUCCAACAAGCCACCACCAUGUUCGACGACUUGCUCAAGCUUAUCAAGAACAGCCCACGGUGGGCCCAGUCGAGCCUCGCACGUCGACUAGGCUUUAGCUUUAGCUAUGGCCACAGCGACGACGACGACGACAACCCAGAGUCAGUGGAAGAAACGGACUGGACAAAGCUCCAAGUGUCUGGCACAAAGCCACCUGUUCGAAGUGGCCAUGCUUCUGUCGUGGUGAACGGAGUCAUGUACGUGUUUGGUGGAUACAACGAAGGCAAUUGCCACUUUGACUUGUACGCGUUCAACCUUGUGCAUCACCACUGGACCAAACUCGACAACCGCGGCGGCAUCGUUCCUGAUGGCAGGGCCUCCCACGCGUGGUGCGGCGCCACGGACGACACGAAACUGUACUUGUUUGGCGGCAGCGGUCCCCACUGGGGCCAAACGAACAUGGGCAAACUGCUGCAGUACUCGCUCCUGUCACAGGAAUGGAGCAUCGUGGCCACCACGGGCACGCAUCCGCCGCCGGGGUACGGUCAGAGCCUCGUGUCCAUCCGCCACAAACUGUAUCUCUUUGGCGGCACCUCUGGCCAUGUGUACGUGAACGACCUGUACGUGUUCGACGAAGUGCAGCUGUCGUGGGCGCUGCUGCCCACCCACGGCGUGAAACCGUCCCCUCGAUACAAGCACCAAGCAGUGGUUGUGGGCACCGACAUGUACAUUGUCGGCGGGGGGCUGUACGACCCGCCCAAGGGGUCGAUUGACAUGCAUAAGUUCGACACAAUCACCUCCACGUGGAGUGCCGUCGUCUGCCGCGGCGAUAUACCAUGCUCACGCAUCGCACACACCGUGUCCGUGUAUCCGUCGGGACCGUGUCCGCAGUUUCAGCUGUUUGGCGGGCGCGAUGAAACCGGCAUGCGAUUGAACGAGCUGAGUUGCUUUGACGUGGCCACGUCGACGUGGUCUCGCCAGAACGACGACAGCAACGCGCCGGACGCAAGGGACUUUCACACGAGCGCGAUCUCGGGCGACUGCAUGUUUGUGUUUGGCGGGUCCAACGGCGAUGAGCGAAACAGCGACGUAUUUCGGUACUCGAUGCGAUAUACCCCAUCGACCCUGGCUCUCUUGGCCAUCCAAACCAUCCAGAAACACGCGCGGUCCAACCGGCGGCUGCAGCGCCAGCUGCGACACGUGUACAUGCCGAUGGAGCUGCAUGCCGCCAUCGACACGCUCAACACGCACGUGAGGGUGUCGACCAACGAAGAGUGGUACCCCCUGCCGUUCGUGACAUCGACGCCCCCGCGAAGCCUGACCUGCCGAAGCAGAAGCUCCAGUGCAUAUUCGAGUACGACGUGCGAAGAGGGCGGGUACUCAGUGUGAACGUACACGCCCCCUAACAACAUGGCCCGAAAGAAAUGCGUGAAUGUGUGGAUGUCGUAAUAGAAAGUGUGUGUGAUCUUGAAAGAGGUAAAGUGGCUAAUCAUAACGGGUGCGGCUUGUGAGGGCAAGACCGACUAGUAAAC
Molecule: messenger RNA, 1532 nt
Organism: Aphanomyces astaci
Lineage: Eukaryota; Oomycota; Saprolegniomycetes; Saprolegniales; Verrucalvaceae
Exons: 5
Coding region: 40-1389 (449 amino acids)
Molecular function (GO): protein binding
Source: RefSeq, a predicted model, not a curated record